This is a messenger RNA of Staurois parvus, 323 nucleotides long. NCBI's taxonomy places the organism in Eukaryota, Metazoa, Chordata, Amphibia, Anura, Ranidae. The record is from the annotation of a GenBank genome assembly.
UGAUUUUGCAUUUCUGGGAGGACUGAUUUGUUUACUAACAUUUCUCCUCCAUGUCAGCUCAGGCACACUGCUUUGCACAGCACAGCCAUCUAAAGCAUUGUGCUUACAGUCAAGCACACGGACACAGCCCCCUAUCAAAACACUCCCAGCACACAGUUAACCCUUUGAUCGUUCUUCAUGUUAACCCCUUCCUGCCCAGUGCCAUUAGUACAGUGUCAGUGCUUUUUUGUAGCACUGAUCACUGUAUUGGUGUCACUGGGAAUGUCAAUGACACCAAGUCAGUUCCCCCCAGUGUCAGAAUGCCCGCCACAGUCCUGCUAUAA